UUCAUAAAAGAAUACUACAUCUAAUAUGCAACAAUUCAAAAAAAUAGUUAAGAAAUUGCAAAACUCUCGUUAUUUAAAUGCUUUAAUUAAAGACACUGGAUGUAUAAGUAAUACCGAACUGUUAGAAAACGGUGUAAAAUGUAGUGAACAAAUUUUGCACCAUUGGCGCAAUACACAUUCAUUAGAUAAGGAAGUUGCAGCUAAUUUUAUAAAUACCAAUGAUAAUGAUUUCAUGACUAGUUCUCUGAAUAGAUUAAAUUUUGUUUACUCAAACCAGUUUCACGAAAAAAUCAAAUACUUUUAUAGUAAUUCAGAUACCAAGCAAUAUCCGGCUAUUUUGAAAACUAUACAAACUGCUACAGUAGAUAAAUCAAGUGCUGCUCAUGAGCCCCACAGUAAUUUGGUAUGUUCUGGCGCUCGCCAGCACACGUUUUUGAUAACGGAUUUAUUAGUUCAUCAUGCUAAAGGAUUUAGUAAAUUUUUCAAUUCGCAACGUGAAUGUAAAAUAUGGUGGAUGCGAGUUAGUUCGGAUCCUAGUAAAUACUUCUUAGAACCAUAUCAUUUUGAGGACAUACCGAAUACCACGCUACCUACAGGCACACAAUCCGUAACAAUUAAAACAAAAUUACCAUAUUUCACGUUCGAUGUCGAAAGUAUUACCCUUGUACCCUUGGCUGGAGCUGGCUUGAAUCAGACUGCGUUUCAGCUUUUGUCCAAUAAUAAAGGUGACCAAAAUAUGCCGGCUGUUAUACGUUCAGUUAUUGAUUUGAACGCUGCAACAGGUGCUAUUCUCUUUGAUAGUGCUGAUAAUGAUCGUGAUAAUUCUCUGUUACUCGAUAGAAAGCUGGCUCCAGUUCAAUGUGCCGUAGCCUGCUACCAUGAAGGCAAAAAUAUAGACGAUCUAGAGGACUUAUGUUUGCAUCUACACUUUGUUCUCGAGCGCUCCGGGCUACGGAUGUUAAGUGAAAAUACAGUUUUCACAGAUUCCUUUCAAGAAUUGGAUGUUGGCCUUCAAAAAUCCGAUUGCCUUGGCAUACCAUAUACGCUAAUAAUUAACGAAAGUACUCUUAAGACUGGCUUGCUACAACUUCGUAGUCGCGAUACAACGCUGGAGGAGUCCAUACACAUUAGUGAUAUACCAGCAUAUUUAUUACAUAUAUUUUCCAGUUGAAACUUCCCGCAUAAAAUGAUGAGAGAAAUA
This is a messenger RNA of Rhagoletis pomonella (apple maggot), 1201 nucleotides long. It is a transcript of the gene DNApol-gamma35, whose product is annotated as DNA polymerase subunit gamma-2, mitochondrial. The record is from RefSeq and is a predicted model, not a curated record. NCBI's taxonomy places the organism in Eukaryota, Metazoa, Arthropoda, Insecta, Diptera, Tephritidae. Bases 26 to 1171 code for a protein of 381 amino acids. The transcript has 3 exons. Gene Ontology annotation, cellular component: cytoplasm; mitochondrion. Gene Ontology annotation, biological process: mitochondrial DNA replication.